AUGGCGGUUCCGAUAAUUUUAAAUUCAGAAGAUGCCGAAGACAGUUACAGAUCAUUAGAUUUUUUAUUAGAACAACUUUUGAUUACUCUAAGACAAGUGUUAAUGUUGAGGAGACGAGAAGCGGCGUCGGCGUCGUCACCGCCGUCAUCUUCGUCAUCAUCAUCAUCGUCGUCACCGUCAAAUUCUCCAGCACAACAAACCGUUAGACAUCGACACGUUUCGAGCGAAGAAAGAAACGCUGAUGAUUUAUUCGAAUCGACAGCGAGCGAACCGGAAGAAGCGACAAGGGUUUCUCCCGAAGACAUCGUUCAUCAAUCUAGUUUACCACUUCCCGAUUUAGUUUUGGAAUCAUCGUCGUCGUCGACGUCGUCGCAAAAUUAUUCACAUUUAAUAAAUCAUCAUAACAUUCAUCAUCACAAUCAGUUGCAAAUUCAGCAAAGGCAAAACCAACACUACCAUCAUCACCACUCACACCAACACCGCCACCACCCCCGUAACCAGCAUCAGCAACACCAACGAGAACGUCAGGAAGAAGGCGAAGAAGAAGAAGGACGGGGAGUGCAGAAAGAUAGAGAUAGAACGAUGAUACAAAUUGAACGACGAACCGAAUCAAGAGCUCAAGCACAAAAUUGGGCAAGGGUCGGAGCAGAUUUGAAAAGAGUCGCCGAUCAAUUGAUGGCAACAAACAGGCUCGAUCAGGUUGUACUUUUAAUUAACGGUUUAACCGUCGUUUUAAGAUUAUGUGGCAGAAGACUUGAAAAUAAAAUUAAUGAUAAUAUAAUAAGACUUUUUCAUUUGAUUUUUACUAAGAGAUUGUUUACAAACAAAACAAAACAAAAACAAAAAAAAAUUAUAAGUCGUUCAUUAACAAUUACAAAAAAAAAACAAUUCCUGUUCCAUGAAGAAGAUAAAAAAACAAAAAAUAAUAAUAAUAAUAUUAGUAAUAGUAAUAAUAAUACUAAUACUACUACUACUACUAAUAAUAAUAAUAAUAAUAUGAAAAACGAUACAAAAGACGCGAGUCUUUUGUCAAUAUUUUGUCCGCCUUUGGGAGGUUCCGUAUGGACCACGGUGGCACUAAUCGUCGGAUGGGGAAUAUUAUCACGAGCCAGAUGA
Messenger RNA from Pediculus humanus corporis (human body louse), 1116 nucleotides. RefSeq lists its product as uncharacterized. Lineage: Eukaryota; Metazoa; Arthropoda; Insecta; Psocodea; Pediculidae. The record is from RefSeq and is a predicted model, not a curated record. The transcript is spliced from 6 exons. The coding region runs from base 1 to 1116 and encodes 371 amino acids.